AUGAUGUUCGAGGACCAACGUAUGUCUGUAGAUUCAACCACACCAAUAAAAGGCGCAGGCAGCUUAAAUUCAUCCGGCUCAUCGAUUUCGAUGGACAUGAAGCCGCUGAACAGUUGGGCCCAAGAGGUUCGCGCCGAGCUGGGACAAAGCGAUGAGGCCUCGUCAUCUUUUAACAGCAGUGCCGGGAGCACAGCUGCUCAAUCAAAACGUGAAAUGACUCUGGAAUUCCUCGACGGCAGCAAUGAGGAGAAGUUUGAGCGUCUAGUCAAGGAAGAGAAAUUAAAAACGCCAUUUAAGCGUCGACACUCCCUAACGCCGCCCACACUCAGCACUGACAAUAGUCGCUCCAACAGUCCAAAUAGCAGCGCUUCGUCCGCAACUAAUGAAGCUAAUCAGCAUGCCAAAACGCAUCACUUCAAGGGUCACAAGGAAGAGAAGCGUGUGCGCCAUAAUAGUUACACCUCAUCAACAUCAUCCUCAUCCUCGUACACAGAGGCAGAUCCGGCCAUUUUGUCCCGCCGUCAGAAGCAAAUCGACUAUGGCAAAAACACAGCUGCCUACGAAAGAUAUGUGGAGACGGUGCCCAAGAAGGAGCGCACUCGCGAACAUCCCAAGACACCAAACAAAUUUGGCAAGUACAGCCGUCGGGCGUUUGAUGGAUUGGUGAAGAUCUGGCGCAAGCAGCUGCAUGUCUAUGAUCCGCCCACAGCAAAGGCUUCAAAUACCUGCGAAGCUGACUCGGAUUCUGACUCAGAUUAGAGCUGUUAUAUUUAUAUUAUGAAUAAACAUAUAUUUAGGGAUAAUUGGGGGGAUAUUGAAACGAUGGUACAAAGUCGGCAAAAGUUAAAA
Molecule: messenger RNA, 849 nt
Organism: Drosophila navojoa
Lineage: Eukaryota; Metazoa; Arthropoda; Insecta; Diptera; Drosophilidae
Gene: Slbp
Product: Stem-loop binding protein
Biological process (GO): mRNA 3'-end processing by stem-loop binding and cleavage; mRNA transport
Cellular component (GO): cytoplasm; histone pre-mRNA 3'end processing complex
Molecular function (GO): mRNA binding; histone pre-mRNA stem-loop binding
Source: RefSeq, a predicted model, not a curated record